AUGGCUGCUGUACCAGUAGACGACAAUUGCAUCAACUUUGUAGAAAUGAAAUUUAUUGACAAUACACUUUACUUUAUACCUGAAAAUGAUGAAAACCUGGAAUCAGAUCACUUCAGCAAGCUUGAACCAACUAAAUUUGCAAUCAUGCGAAAUUUGAACAACCAAGUUCUCUUCAUUGACCAGAAAAAUAGACCUGUGUUUGAGGAUAUGCCUGAUUCUGACUGUAUAGAUAAUGCACCCCAGACUAUAUUUAUAAUAAAAAUGUAUAAAGAUAGCCAACCUAGAGCUCUGGCAGUAACUAUCUCUGUGAAGUGCAUGAAAAGAAUUUUCACUCUCUCCUGUAACAACAAAACUAUUAACUUUAAGGAAAUCAGUCCUCCUGAAGUUAUCAAUGAUACAAAAAGUGACAUCAUAUUCUUUAUGAAAAGUGUUCAAGGACAGGAUGAGAAGAAAAUGUUUGAAUCUUCAUUGUACCAAGGAUACUUUCUUGCUUCUGAAAAAGAUGCAGAUUUUUACAAACUUAUUUUGAAAGAGAAACAAAUUGCGGAUACAUCUAUAAUGUUCACCAUGAACCUCCAAGAACUAGGUAUUAAAGAUUUAUAG
This is a messenger RNA of Orycteropus afer afer, 603 nucleotides long. RefSeq names its product interleukin 18 (gene IL18). Lineage: Eukaryota; Metazoa; Chordata; Mammalia; Tubulidentata; Orycteropodidae. The coding region runs from base 1 to 603 and encodes 200 amino acids. Gene Ontology annotation, molecular function: cytokine activity. Gene Ontology annotation, biological process: inflammatory response; immune response. The record is from RefSeq and is a predicted model, not a curated record. The transcript has 5 exons.